GCCAGUUUGACAGCACUGCCAUUUUAUCGAAUCGAGUGAAAGUAAGCUGUGCGAGACAAAAACGUUUUAUUUCAGUCGAAUUCGAACAUUUUAUCGUUAAUUUUCCGUUUGUCCAUCGAACGCAGGGCCCCGUCGAGGCGAGGAAUAAUCACGGAGUCGCAAAGAUGGCUGCGAGCUGUUGCGGUACGAAGAAACAAAAGCUGAACAACCCGUCGGAGGCGCCGUCCGCGUGCAAGGCCCCCUCGAUCCUGUCCAACGGCUUCGUCGCCGAGGACCCCAGCCCGGUGGCCUUGCCCGACAUGUGCUUCUUCUGCUUCGACGUGCUGUACUGCCAUUUGCACAACUUGGCCCCGCCGAAGAAUCCCACCUUCAGCGACGAGGCUUAUCCCUUAUUCGUUACUUGGAAAAUAGGCAAAGACAAGCGACUGCGCGGCUGCAUCGGCACCUUCAACGCGCUCAACCUGCAAUCGGGGCUGCGCGAGUACGCCAUCACCAGCGCCCUCAAGGACACCCGCUUCAGCCCCAUCACCAGGGACGAGUUCCCGAAGUUGAGCGUCUCCGUGUCGAUACUCAGGCACUUCGAGGACGGCGACGACUACUUGGAUUGGACCGUCGGCGUGCACGGGAUUCGCAUCGAGUUCGUCAACGAGAAGGGCAACAAGAGGACGGCCACCUAUUUGCCCGAAGUCGCCUCCGAACAGGGAUGGGACCAAUUGCAAACGAUCGACUCGCUGUUGCGCAAGGGCGGCUACAAAUCGCCCAUAUCGGGCGACGUGCGGCGCUCGAUCAAACUCACCCGUUACCAAAGCGAAAAGAUCACGGUGAGCUAUCAGGAGUACGUCAACCACUACAGCAACCCCCGUUGCUAGCAGUUAAUGUGGGGGUGUCCGGCGACGGUGGCGCCCCCACAGUUCGUCGUGCGGCAGCGAUCGAACUAUCCGAGUUCGACGGGCGAUUACGUUGUCGGAGGUGGCGUCGCGACGUCGCCGGUUUGGUGGGACGGGGGCGUCGCGACGCGCGCCCUUCAAUUGCCGGUGUUUCGUUCGGUGUACGAGUGACACGUUUUGUUUGGUUGAUCGCAUUUGAUGGUUCAUUCGCCGCGUUGUUUCCGAAUAUGUGGAAGAAAGUGGAGUUUUGAAUGUGGUGUAAAUAUCUGUGUGUAUACAGUUAAGUGCAAAUUUGUACACAACGGUCCGAAUUCAGCGCCCUCUUUAAUAUUAAACAAGCAUUUAGAGAGUCUCUUUCACGUAAACAAUGUCCUUAGUUACUCCAUAACAACCA
This is a messenger RNA of Phyllotreta striolata, 1281 nucleotides long. Lineage: Eukaryota; Metazoa; Arthropoda; Insecta; Coleoptera; Chrysomelidae. The record is from the annotation of a GenBank genome assembly.